AGUUGCAUAUCAGUGACAUCUACCAAUUUUUUAUAAAAAUAAAAUGUAUUAUCUUGAAAUGCAUCAAUUACAUAUUAUAUUUAAAAAAUGAUAUUAAAUUGUGCUAAACGAUAUUUUAUACAAAUUAUUUUAUUUUACACACUAAUUUUAUUGGUAAAUUGCGAUGAAUUAGAAGCUCAUAUUUCGUUAAAUGUAGAAGGAACAGGAUUUCAUAGAAAUUUAAUAUAUCAAAUAUAUAUCGAUCAUUUCAUAGAGGAUUGUUACAUUGCUCUUUAUUUGCAACUUCCAUCUGCUUUAUAUGUUGAUGUUAAUGAAUUAAAUCAUUUAAGAAGACUCGGAAUUAGCACAGCAUGUUCUAGCGGAGAAACCAAUGUUGAGUUAUUCACUGAAAAAGCACAAAUACAAAAUAUAAGUAUUUGUUCACAUUUAACUAAUGUAGAAAGUACCUUAAAACUCCCAGUACAUCAACGUUAUCGAUAUGCUGGUGUAAAUGAUAAAUACAUAAAUAUUAGCUUACCAGAUCCAAAGUUGUUAUUGGGCUGCAGAAAAAGACUUAAAGAAUACAGAAUUUCUAAAAUUGAUUUGUGUUCUCCAUGCGUAGAUAUCGUACCUAAAUGGAGAGAGAUUCCAUACUUGAUACUAAAUAAUAAUGAUAUGGAAAAUGAAUGGACAAUUCCAAUUGGUGAGACAACUAUGUUACCUCUGGUAACUUAUACAACAUUGUUAUUAACAAUAUUAUGUACAGUAUUCCUUAUACAUACAAUUUGGAAAUCUAUGCCUAAACAACAUCUUAAGAGAGAGUAACAUAUCUUAAUUAAAUAUGUUGAUAUAUUAUGAUCAUUUGUACUUUUAUAGUAACAAAUUCUUCUAAACUUGCAUAAAUACGUUCAUGCGUACUGUUCUUUAAUUUAAUAAAUAUUAAAUAUAAUAAUAUUUAUAUAUAACAUAAAUAUUUAUAUACAAUGCACAUUUAAAAAUCAUAUGCAUUUACAAAUAAAAUAAUGAUACAUUUUUCAUAUGUAUUCAUAAAAUAAUGAAAAUGAUGAUAUUGAAUUGUUCGAUCACAGCAUCUAUAAUACAUUUUAUUAAUAGUUAUGAUAAAUAUUUAUACUGUCUAGCAUCAUAACACCAUCACGAUUCUUUUUCUAUAAAAAGCCAUCUUUUCAA
Apis florea (little honeybee) is the source of this 1167-nucleotide messenger RNA. RefSeq names its product GPI alpha-1,4-mannosyltransferase I, stabilizing subunit. Lineage: Eukaryota; Metazoa; Arthropoda; Insecta; Hymenoptera; Apidae. The record is from RefSeq and is a predicted model, not a curated record. Gene Ontology annotation, cellular component: endoplasmic reticulum membrane. Gene Ontology annotation, biological process: GPI anchor biosynthetic process.